GUACGGCCUAGGAGGGCCAAGCCAAGCGGUCGCACUGGAGCAUGGGGCGGGCCGAGCAGCGCUUGGCUUGGGCCAAAUGCGCUCAUCACUGAUUGCCACAGCUACGCACCGCAAAUCUUGCUUCAAAUUGUAUAUAUCUCGCAGACUCGGCUGUCUCUGCACUUCCAUUCUCUCCGCUACGCUACUGCUCGUUUGAAGAGAAAUCUAUCACUUCUGUUACCUGAUCUGCGACAUUCGGUGGUCCAAGAGCUUGAUACCUUGAUAGCUUCCAUUGACGAGCCAGACGACGAGACUGCAUAAAAGCCGUAUUCUCGACCACAAACCAGUCAGCAAACCCUCACUCCAAGUAUACCCCCAGUCGCGAGAUGGCUACCUGGAUUGACUAUAUCUCACUCGCACUUACACUAUCUAUUUUCGCCGGGAUUGCGCUGGGCUUAAUCCACUUCAGACGGGCAACGUCGAAGGUCGUCGAUGCAACAAAGGAAUCGCUGAAGAGCAAGGGCGUGAACGUCUCGUCCCAAGGGAUCUCUGUAAAGAUGCAGAAGCGACUCGACCGCGAGAACUACCUCGAUGCUACCCAGCGCGGCUUGAUGAGGGCCUACAACAACUCCACGUACGGCCCCGACAAGGGUGUGAGCAUGCCCUCGCACUCCGCGGAAUCGCUCCCGCUCGAGCACGAAUCCGCCACAGCGAAAGCACGCGACCGCCUCGAGACGUUCUCGGGAGCAAUAAGGAACCACAGAACGAAGAAGUCACCUAAUGCGACGCCGUGAUCAAGUUGUGUAUACAUACCGUAUUGUAUGUACUCUAGGUGUGUUCCGUGACUUUGUCCGGACCUAUUUAUAGCGUAAAUUGUGUAGCUUGAUAGUAUAUAGGACCGCGUUGACGUUGGGACGUUGCGGUUGACGUUGUAUUCUUGUUUCUUGCUAUUCAUUGUCUGUGUGCGCUUUACACAUGUCUGCACUGUUUACCUCAAGCAUUGUGAUGGUUUCCGCGACUUGUGCCUUCAUGACCGACACAGAUCUUCCCCCUACUUCCAAACUCACUGCAUAUAUGCGCUCUUCCUCAGACUAUAUGCAGUUAUACAUCGAGGUCAGCCUCUUAUCAUGUCC
This is a messenger RNA of Laetiporus sulphureus 93-53, 1112 nucleotides long. RefSeq lists its product as uncharacterized. Lineage: Eukaryota; Fungi; Basidiomycota; Agaricomycetes; Polyporales; Laetiporaceae. Bases 366 to 773 code for a protein of 135 amino acids. The record is from RefSeq and is a predicted model, not a curated record. The transcript has 5 exons.